Brassica napus (rape) is the source of this 1855-nucleotide messenger RNA. Its product is annotated as protein DETOXIFICATION 19-like. NCBI's taxonomy places the organism in Eukaryota, Viridiplantae, Streptophyta, Magnoliopsida, Brassicales, Brassicaceae. Gene Ontology annotation, biological process: xenobiotic detoxification by transmembrane export across the plasma membrane. Gene Ontology annotation, cellular component: membrane. Gene Ontology annotation, molecular function: xenobiotic transmembrane transporter activity; antiporter activity. The coding region runs from base 132 to 1559 and encodes 475 amino acids. The transcript has 7 exons. The record is from RefSeq and is a predicted model, not a curated record.
UCCCUUAUUUAAUUCAAUUUCUUCAUCUUCACAAAUCAAAAUUCUCUUCUAACUCUUCUAUAUCUUCUUCUCCCGUUCUCAAGUUCUCUCUGCAACCAAAUUAAGCAAAAGUGCUUCAUCAAGAAGAUCCCAUGGCUGAUCGCAUCAACACGGCCGCCCCGUUGUUAACUGAUCAUGAAGGUGGAGGAAAUGAUAGAGGAAGGAGAAGCUCAUCUUGGGUUCAAAAACUGAUAGACGUAGAAGAAUCAAAGGCUCAGAUUAUGUACUCUCUUCCAAUGAUAUUCACAAAUCUUUUCAUCUAUUGCAUCCCUUUAACCUCUGUGAUGUUUGCUUCUCACCUCGGCCAACUCGAGCUCGCUGGUGCAACCCUCGCCAAUUCUUGGGCCACCGUCACCGGUUUUGCCUUCAUGACAGGGUUAAGUGGAGCACUUGAGACAUUAUGUGGUCAAGGCUUUGGUGCAAAAAGCUACAGAAUGUUGGGGAUUCAUCUACAAUCAUCUUGCAUAGUAUCAUUAGUCUUCACCAUCCUCAUCUCCAUCUUCUGGUUCUUCACAGAACCGGUUUUCGGACUAAUUGGACAAGAUCCCAAUAUCUCAAGACAAGCUGCACUCUAUAUGAAAUACCAAGCUCCCGGUCUACUCGCUUACGGGUUCUUACAGAGCAUUGUGAGGUUUUGCCAAACACAAUCCAUCGUUACUCCACUAGUCAUCUUCUCGUUUGUUCCCCUGGUGAUUAAUAUUGGUAUCGCAUAUGUUCUGGUCUAUUUAGCUGGCCUUGGAUUCAUUGGUGCUCCAAUAGCUACAUCUAUAUCAUUGUGGAUCGCUUUCCUUUCUCUUGGAACUUAUGUGAUCUGUUCAGACAAUUUUAAGGAAACGUGGACCGGAUUUUCAUUAGAACCAUUCAGUUAUGUAGUCAUAAACUUGACAUUGAGCCUCCCUUCUGCUGCUAUGGUAUGUUUGGAAUAUUGGGCGUUCGAGAUACUUGUGUUCUUGGCAGGUUUGAUGCCUAAUCCAGAAAUCACCACCUCUUUGGUAGCUAUAUGCGUCAACACGGAGUCCAUUAGCUACAUGUUAACAUAUGGACUUAGCGCAGCUGCAAGCACGCGUGUGUCCAAUGAACUUGGAGCAGGAAAUGUACAAGGCGCAAAGAAGGCGACUUCUGUAACCGUUAAGCUGUCUUUAGUCCUUGCUUUUGGUGUAGUGCUUGCUUUACUUGUAGGUCAUGAUGGUUGGGUUGGGUUAUUCAGCAAUAGUCCUGUCAUCAAAGAAGAGUUUGCAUCAUUGAGAUUCUUUCUUGCUGCCUCUAUAACUCUUGAUUCAAUCCAAGGUGUUCUAUCAGGAGUGGCUAGAGGAUGCGGAUGGCAGCAUGUAGUCACGGUUAUAAACUUGGGAACAUUCUACUUAAUUGGAAUGCCUAUUGCAGCCUUUUGUGGUUUCAAGUUGAAGUUAUAUGCCAAGGGUUUGUGGAUUGGUUUGAUAAGUGGAAUACUUUCCCAAUCUUCAUCACUCUUGCUUAUGACAAUUUUCCGGAAGUGGACAAAGAUAAAUGCGUCGGUCUGAAGAUUGUGUCGGAAGUGGGCAAAGCUAAAUGCUUCGGUCUGAAGAUCAUGAGAACAAAUUUAAGCAGUAAUCCUAUUCCUGAAGUCUACCUGUUUCCAUGGCAUUAUAUUACACAGGGCAAAGGCUUUCCUCUAGGUCUUUCAACUACCAUGUAAUGAUUAUACUGGAGAAUAUUUCCUCCACUGUUUUUAACCUGCCAAGGACGCAUCCGAAUAACACACUUAAGCUAGGAAAAGAAAAAAACAAAACAGCUAAUGAAAACACUUUUUCCUUACUAAUUAGGAUUUAGGAGUUCA